This is a messenger RNA of Penicillium longicatenatum, 1992 nucleotides long. RefSeq lists its product as uncharacterized. Gene Ontology annotation, biological process: DNA-templated transcription. The transcript is spliced from 3 exons. Gene Ontology annotation, molecular function: single-stranded DNA binding. Bases 1 to 1992 code for a protein of 663 amino acids. Gene Ontology annotation, cellular component: RNA polymerase III complex. NCBI's taxonomy places the organism in Eukaryota, Fungi, Ascomycota, Eurotiomycetes, Eurotiales, Aspergillaceae. The record is from RefSeq and is a predicted model, not a curated record.
AUGAUGUCCCAGGUUCGCUACAGCCCCUCCACUGACCUUGGUCCAAUACUGACACCCUUCUCUGCGCAGCAUGCCGUGGAGCUCUGUACGCUCCUCAUCGAGGACCACUUCGGAGAGCUGUUCGCACUUGGUGUUUUCCAGCGCAUUUUCUCGACCCUACAACGCUAUGAACGGCUUUCUCUUCCUCGAUUAAAAUUCUAUUCUCGCCUAACUGACCGUCAGCUGCGCCAUGGCUUGACUGCCAUGAUUCAGCAUCAUCUCGUCUACUACUUCACCUCUCUCGAAGAUAACCAUACCUACUACGAAUCAAAUCCCCAUGCCGCAUACUACCUCGUACGCUCCGGGAAGAUUCUCAACUUGGUCGAAGAUCGGCUUGGAGAAUACGCGGCCCGAGUCAUGGAGGCAAUUCUCUUCCUCGGCCACGCCUCUGUCGGCCAUCUUGAAACUCUACCCGAACUCCAAACCCUAACGCCCGUAGUCCCAAAUGGGAUUACAAACGGCAACGAAGAACCACAAGAAGAUGACAUGGAAGUUGAGGACCAAACCGGCGAGACGAACGGCGGUCAUACCUCGGAAAGACAGCCUGCUCCUUUCCAUGCCACCAUCAAAGCUCUUGCAUCUCACGGAUACUUGAUGCGUGUUCGUGAUGCUCAUUUCCAGAGUCCCUCGGACAAUCUACUUGAAGCACAACGCACAGUGUCUUCCCGUUCAGAUAUCAAGGCGCUGAAGGGAAAGAGGCAGCAAGAAACGCUUGCGCUUGAGAUCCAGGAACUAAUACAUAAUCGGACCCAUGCCGAUCUUUCCCAAGAGCUUAUGGUUCAUGGCCUUCCUCGAGGGAUCAAAAGGAAGUUCCGACACAAUGCUUCGAGCUCUACAGAUGAGCAACGGUGGGAGAAUGGAGCCAAUGAGCAUCAAAUGACAAAUGAGGAAGAGAAUCACUGGUCAGAAGAUGAAGACGGUUUCGACAAUACCCCCAUGGAUUCCGGAUUGGUCGUGCGGGUUAACUAUGAAAAGUUGGAUGUGGCGCUACGCAACGCUAGGUUUGUCAGCCUUGCUGAGCAGGAUGCACCUCCGGCCACCGCAGAGGUAUAUGACUGUCUCCUUCGACAUAUUGAAUAUGCCACGCUUCGAUGCCGAGAUACCGAAGAAAUUCCACGUGAGUGUGAAGAAGGAGAGCAGUGGACUGUCCCCAUUGAUGCAGAAAAGAUACUAGGGGAUGUCGACCCUUAUCUGGAUCUGUCUGGAGCCUUUGCCCCGCUAGACUCAUCUUCACAGUCGGUAAAUCGAGGCGGAAAACGACCCUUGGAAAAUGGGGUCAACGGCGAUCAUGAGGGCUCUGACGACGAGUCCAGUGGUCCGAGUCGAGCUUGGGAGAUCAAUCAGCAUCUUCAACUUCUUGCACAGCCACCUCUCAAUCUCACAUCGUGUGUUGAGCUGUAUGGUGUCCCCAAGUGGCGGGUUGGGUUCCGUGGCUUGGCUCGCAAAUUACGACACUUGGAGCUUGAACGAAUGAUUGAAUCCAGGUACGGUGACGUUGCUAUUCGUGUGAUCCGUGUGCUGCAUGCCAAGGGCAAACUCGAUGAGAAGCGACUGCAGGAAAUUAGCCUGCUUCCAUUCAAGGAUCUGCGGCAAACCCUUUCUAGCAUGCAGUCUGGUGGGUUUGUGGAUUUGCAAGAGGUGCCCAAGGACGCACAACGUCAACCCUCCAAGACCAUUUUCCUGUGGUACUAUGACCCGGAUCGUGUCUGCAGCAGUAUUUUGGAGGAUACAUACAAGGCCAUGUCGCGGACCCUGCAGCGGAUCAAAGUCGAGAGAGCUCGACUCAAGGAUUUCCUCGAGAAGACCGAGCGUAGUGAUGUCAAGGGCCACGAGGAGGAGUACCUCACCGAAGAGGAGUUGGAACUUUUGCAACGCUGGAAAGACAAGGAAGCUCUCCUACUUGCUGAAGUGGCACGCUUGGAUGAUAUGGUGGCGGUGUUCCGCGAUUAUUGA